UGACCAGAGUGACUGUGCGAGAAGAUGAUGAUGUUAUUUUACCCUGUUCCCUCGACACCAAUGAGAACAUUGAGUCAAUGCUGUUUGACUGGGUUAAGGAAGUCCCUCGAAAGGAGGUGUUCAUGUAUCGUAAUCGCAAUCAUUACAAUAAUGGUCUGCCAGGUCAAGAUGUGGAGUUCAAAGGUCGAGUCUCACAUUAUCCAGAAGAGCUGAAGUACGGAAACGCCUCCAUAAGACUAAAACAAACUAGGGUGGAGGACAAUGGAAUCUAUACCUGUAGAUUCCCAGACAUGAAGCCCAGUGAAAAAAUCUUCCGCAUUGAGCUUGUUGUUGAGCCCGUAUUAAAGAUCCCAAACUUUACAGGUGCAGCUCCAAAACCGUAUGUCACAAUACUUAAAGACAAGGGGCUUCUGCAGUGUGAAGUUCCAGGUGCUUCUCCUAAGCCUACAGUUGAGUGGAGGGACAGUGAUAACAAAACCCUUCUUUCUAAGACGGUGCAGGAUGAAGAACAACAAGGUCGCUUCCACGUCACCGUCCAGACUACUGUGACUGAGCCUGGCUGUUAUCACUGUGUAGCCACACAGAUGGAAAUUUGGUAUCGGAUUUCUUCAGAGAUCUGUGUGCAUCAUGUGAUUGCUCUUGCAGUUACAGCAUACUGUUUGAAGAAAAGGUGA
Oreochromis aureus is the source of this 674-nucleotide messenger RNA. Its product is annotated as butyrophilin-like protein 1. The record is from RefSeq and is a predicted model, not a curated record. Lineage: Eukaryota; Metazoa; Chordata; Actinopteri; Cichliformes; Cichlidae. The coding region runs from base 78 to 674 and encodes 198 amino acids. The transcript has 4 exons.